UGGUGAAGAAUUGGCGAAUUUGCGAUCUGCGAAAGAACCAGCGAGAAAACGACGGAAUCUGAAUAAAUAAAGAAAGGCGACACGAGUGCCCCGCUACAAAGACGGGGACAUGUUCCGGCGUUUGGAAUCGGAAUUUGUCUUGCCUUGGGAGGAACAAGAACAAGCCAAGACAGAAACGGAAUAAACGAGCCGUGCCACUUUUGAGAGGAAGCUAAUUUUGUUGGGUUCUUCUUCCUCCUCAGUCGUUACGCUUUCUCGGCGGUUUCCGUUGGCUGCGAGCUAAAGCCGGAGCCUGCCACCCUAAUUUUAGCUCCUCCUUGUCCAAAUUGGAGGUUACCGGAGGGCGAAUCGUAGCCCGGUUCGGCUGUUCGGCUGGGUUUGGCUACACCCCUCCUCCUGGUCUGCUCGAUUCAGGCCAUGGAGAUAUGGCUGGCAAAGGAUUCAGAUGUUCUUUGGCAAGGUAGGUCAAGUUAAAGGAAGAUGCCCAAGGCAGGAGACUGUAGCGGCGGCGGCGGCGGUGGCCGGAGGGACCUGCCUCUGCUUUUCCUCAGGGUGGGCGCUGCCAUCACGCUCUCCAUCGCUGGGCUCUUCUUCUCGCGGCUGCGGUGGCAGCGCCGGCCUCGGCCCCGGCACCUCCUGCUCCCUCCUCCUUCAGAGCCAGAUGAUGCCCGUGGCAUGAAGGGUGGUGGUGGAGGGCUCAAGGAUGAGCUAAGGAUCCUCAAGAAUGAGGACACCAAGGCGAAAAUAAUCAGUGGGAACUCUGUGCACACAACCACUACCACUACAACGACCACCACCACUGCCUCGAUGUCACUUCCCCCGAAAUGCCGAAACAUUGAUGAUGAUGAUGAUGAUGAAGGAUUUCUCCUUCCAGAAUUCAAUGAAAUGGUUAUGGAAGAAUUUGGCAGAGACAUAGGCAAUAUCGCAAGCUCACCUGCAGCGAGAGUAAGGGAAGAUGCAUCUAAUGAGCAUGAAAUUUUCAAGCUCAGAGAUUUGGUUAGAUCUCUGCAAGAAAGGGAAAAGACCCUGGAGAUACAACUUUUGGAGUUGUAUGGUUUGCAGGAGCAAGGUGCUGCAGUUAGGGAGCUUGAGAACCAACUGAAGAUAAGCAAUGUCGAGUCACAGCUAUACUCCUUGAAGAUCGAAUCCUUGCAAUCUGAAAAUCAGAGGUUACAAACACAGUUGUCUGAAAGCUCAAAGUUAACUUCGCAGCUUGAGAUGACAAAAUCAAAAUGCAAGCUGUUGAAAAAGAAGUUGAGACUGGAUGCGGAACAAGCAAAGGAGAAAAUCACUUCCCUUCAGAACAUAGUUGAUUCUUUUCAGUGCAAGGAGAUUAUUGAGGGAGAAGUUGAUGGUGAGGCUGAGAAGAAAUUAAAGAGGCUAGAGGAAUUGGAAAAUGAGGCAAGAGAGCUUAGAGCUGCAAAUUCAAGGCUGCAGCAGGAGAAUUCACACCUUAGUAGGCGAUUGGAGCUCACACGCCUACCGCCUGUACCCAAGUCCCACAAUAGCAUGGAGGUAAAAACAUCAGAACAAGUUGAUGGGUUGAAGCAAGAAAACGAGAAGUUGUCAAAAGAGGUUGAACAACUGCGGACUGACAGGUUUGCAGAUGUUGAGGAGCUGGUAUAUCUUAAAUGGAUCAAUGCUUGCCUGCGGCAUGAGCUGAAGAACAAGGGGACUCCUGGUCCUGGGGCACAAACUACAGCACAGGAUCUAAGCAACACCCUAAGCCCCAAAUCUGAACAGACAGCCAAGCAAUUGAUAAUGGAGUAUGCCAAUGUUGGUGCGGACGAGAGAAGUUUAAGCUCCAUAGAAUUUGGCUCAGAGUACGCUUCUUCAAGGGCAUCAUCAAGUGGCGAACCCGAUGACACAUCGACCGACAUGUCAUCAAUCACAACGCCCAGAAACCCGAAGAAGAAAGAGAAGAAGAAGUUUUUCUCUAAGCUACGGAAAUUGGUACUGGGAAAAGAUAAGGAAAAGAACAAUUUCCCUACUUUGGAGAGGAGAGUGUCUAUUUCGAGCUGUUCCUUUGAUGACUUCACUGGAAGAGAGUCGCAUGAUAGCUAUUCUUCCUUCUUGACAGAAGGAGCCAAUCAGCAACAUGACGAUCGCAGCUGCGGUACGCCUUCUUUUGGCAGCCAAAGAUAUAGCACAGCUGAAGCAGGAGAUGGAAGAUACCAGCGUCAUGGGGUAAAACAGAAUGCAUCUUUCGGAUCCGGAAGAUUCAGUGAACAUGGUUCUCAGUUUGAUAGCGGUGAGGCCACAAUACCAGAAGACGUCGAGAUCCACAAAUUCGCCGAGGCACUGAUUACAUCAAGGACAGGUUCUAUGUCAUCCAGAAGGACCUUAUCCUUCAGCUAACUGAUAAAACCAGUAGCUAGGAGUCAUGUGAUGCUGACCAUCUGGAUGUAUAUUUUUGCCAGAUCCUGAUGGUGAAGUGAUAGGAGAUGUUACUGGAAUGAAGUAUCCAACACUUCAUUAUGUGAAAUGUACAAUCAUGUAUAAUAGUAUAGUGCAAUAACCUUUAAUCUCAAUCUUUGCCAUUCAUUUGGCUUGUUUGUGCUUCUUCA
Molecule: messenger RNA, 2567 nt
Organism: Triticum aestivum (bread wheat)
Lineage: Eukaryota; Viridiplantae; Streptophyta; Magnoliopsida; Poales; Poaceae
Product: protein CHUP1, chloroplastic
Exons: 5
Coding region: 481-2358 (625 amino acids)
Biological process (GO): protein localization to cortical microtubule cytoskeleton
Cellular component (GO): cortical microtubule
Source: RefSeq, a predicted model, not a curated record